AUGUCGUAUAACGAUAACACCUAUCAUGACCCGAAUAGGGUCAACCAAGGACAGGGUGGCUAUUACAACGAGAAUUAUAGCCAAUCCGAAGAUGCCUUCGGUCAAACAGGUCAACAGGAAUACUAUGAUCCACAAGACCCUUACUACCAAGGUUACGCACAAGGCUACGAUCAGCAGGACGCUUACUAUCAGCAAGGCUAUGAUCAACAAUAUGUUUCCGAUCCUAAUUUGAACCAGCAAGGAUACUAUGAUCAACCUGGUUCGCGUGAUCCGGAAGCUUACUCUGAUUUUAGCUACGGUCCAGGUGGUGCUCCAGGCACCCCUUACGAUGGAUACGGAACUCAAUACACUCCGUCUCAAAUGAGCUAUGGUGGACCAAGAUCAUCGGGUGCCUCUACCCCUGUUUAUGGUGCAGGCCCUUACGACCAAUCAGGAAUAGUCGCUUUGCCCACCGAUCCAUAUCCCGCAUGGACUGCCGACAAUCAAGCUCCGGUCACUAUCGAACAGAUCGAGGACAUUUUUAUUGACCUCACCAACAAGUUUGGUUUCCAAAGAGACUCCAUGAGAAACGUUUUCGACUACUUUAUGACAAUGCUGGACUCCAGAGCUUCUAGAAUGUCACCUGCCCAAGCUUUGCUUUCUUUGCACGCUGACUACAUUGGUGGUGACACUGCCAACUACAAGAAAUGGUAUUUCGCUGCUCAGCUGGAUCUGGACGAUGAAGUUGGAUUCCGUAAUAUGGCUCUUGGUAAACUUUCUAGAAAAGCCAGAAAGGCCAAGAAGAAGUCCAAGAAGGCAAGAAAAGCUGUGGAAGAGAACGGUGAGGAUACAGAGAGAACUUUGAGUGAGUUGGAAGGUGACAACUCUUUGGAAGCCGCCGAUUACAGAUGGAAAGCAAAAAUGAACGCAAUGGCUCCUUUGGAACGCGUUAGACAGAUCGCUUUGUGGCUUUUGCUGUGGGGUGAGGCGAACCAGGUCAGGUUCACUUCAGAGUGUUUGUGCUUCAUUUACAAAUGUGCUCAAGAUUACUUGAACUCGGAAGCAUGCAGACAAAGAGCUGAUCCUGUUCCAGAAGGUGACUACCUCAACAGAGUCAUUACCCCACUUUACCGCUUCAUCAGAGCUCAAGUUUAUGAGGUUGUUGAUGGCCGCUAUGUCAAGCGUGAAAAGGACCACAACAGCAUCAUUGGCUAUGAUGAUGUCAACCAGCUUUUCUGGUACCCAGAAGGUAUUUCCAGAAUUGUUCUGGAGGACGGCACCAGAUUGGUCGACUUCCCAGCCGAGGAGAGAUACUUUAAAUUGGGUGAAAUCGAAUGGAGCCACGUUUUCUUCAAAACUUAUAAGGAAGUCAGAACCUGGUUGCACAUUAUCACCAACUUCAACCGUAUCUGGGUUUUACACAUUUCUGUUUUCUGGAUGUAUGUGGCUUACAACGCUCCAACUUUCUACACGCACAACUACGUCCAAGUGCUCAACAAUCAACCGCUUGCUUCUUCUAGAUGGGCUUCUGCUGCUCUGGGUGGUACUGUUGCAGUUGGUAUCAACAUCUUGGCCACGAUAUUCGAGUGGAUGUUUGUCCCUAGAGCCUGGGCGGGUGCUCAGCAUUUGUCUAGAAGACUCGGUUUCUUGAUUUUGAUCCUGGCAAUUAACCUUGCUCCUGUUGUUUUCGUGUUUGCAUGGGCAGGUUUGCAGACCAAGUCGAGAGCCGCAGAAGUUGUUUCCAUUGUUGCUUUCUUCAUUGCUAUUGCCACGAUUGUGUUUUUGUCUGUCAUGCCUCUAGGAGGUUUGUUCACAUCAUACAUGAAGAAAUCCACAAGAAAGUACGUGGCAUCACAAACUUUCACCGCCUCUUUCUCUCGUUUGGAGGGAUUGGACAUGUACCUCUCUUGGUUCCUGUGGUUUUUGGUUUUCCUCGCCAAAUACACCGAAUCUUAUUUCUUCCUGAUUUUGUCUUUGAGAGAUCCAAUCAGAAACUUGUCCACUAUGACUAUGAGGUGUCAUGGAGAAAAAUGGUACGGCAAUGUGGUUUGCAAACAACAGGCUAGAAUCACUUUGGGCCUGAUGAUGGCUACCGAUUUGGUGUUGUUCUUCUUGGAUACUUACAUGUGGUACAUUCUGGUCAACUGUUUGUUUUCUGUCGGAAGAUCUUUUUACCUGGGUAUUUCCAUUUUGACACCUUGGAGAAACAUCUUUACCAGACUGCCGAAGAGAAUCUACUCUAAGGUUUUGGCUACCACUGACAUGGAAAUUAAGUACAAGCCAAAGGUUCUAAUUUCCCAAGUCUGGAAUGCCAUUGUUAUCUCGAUGUACAGAGAGCAUUUGCUGGCGAUUGAUCACGUUCAAAAACUGCUUUACCACCAGGUUCCAUCUGAAAUCGAGGGCAAGCGCACAUUGAGAGCACCAACAUUCUUUGUUUCUCAAGAUGAUAACAACUUCGAGACGGAGUUCUUCCCAAGAAACUCUGAAGCAGAAAGACGUAUCUCUUUCUUUGCUCAAUCUUUGGCCACACCUAUUCCUGAACCAUUGCCUGUGGAUAACAUGCCUACCUUUACUGUUUUCACCCCUCACUACUCCGAAAAGAUCUUGCUCUCUUUGAGAGAAAUCAUUAGAGAGGAUGAUCAGUUUUCCAGAGUCACCUUGCUUGAAUACCUGAAACAGCUUCAUCCAAUCGAGUGGGAUUGUUUCGUUAAGGACACCAAGAUCUUGGCUGAGGAAACAGCUGCAUUUGAGAACGGUGAGGAGAAGGAUGAGGACAACAUGAAGAACGAAAUUGAUGACUUGCCAUUCUACUGCAUUGGUUUCAAGUCUGCUGCUCCAGAGUACACUCUGAGAACCAGAAUUUGGGCUUCUUUGAGAUCACAAACCUUGUACAGAACUGUUUCCGGUUUCAUGAACUACUCCAGGGCUAUCAAGCUUCUCUACCGUGUUGAAAACCCUGAGAUUGUUCAAAUGUUUGGUGGUAAUGCUGAAGGAUUGGAGAGAGAGCUUGAAAGAAUGGCUAGAAGAAAGUUCAAGUUUGUUGUUUCUAUGCAACGUUUGACGAAAUUCAAGCCGGAAGAGCUUGAAAAUGCCGAGUUCUUGCUUCGUGCUUACCCAGAUUUGCAAAUCGCAUACUUGGAUGAAGAACCACCUCUCAAUGAGGGAGAUGAACCAAGAAUCUUCUCUGCUUUGAUUGACGGACACUGUGAAAUUAUGGAGAAUGGUAGAAGAAGACCUAAGUUCAGAGUUCAGCUUUCCGGAAACCCAAUUUUGGGAGACGGUAAGUCUGAUAACCAAAACCAUGCUAUCAUUUUCACUAGAGGUGAAUACUUGCAAUUGAUUGAUGCCAACCAGGACAACUAUUUGGAGGAGUGUCUGAAAAUCAGAUCCGUUCUCGCUGAGUUCGAGGAGUUGAAUGUCGAACAGGUCAACCCUUACGCUCCUGGCUUGAAAUCUGAAAUCAGCAAGAUCCAUCACCCUGUUGCAAUUGUCGGUGCCAGAGAGUACAUUUUCUCUGAAAACUCUGGUAUUCUUGGUGACGUGGCUGCUGGUAAGGAGCAAACCUUUGGUACCCUGUUCGCAAGAACGCUAGCUCAAAUCGGUGCCAAAUUGCACUAUGGUCACCCUGACUUUUUGAAUGCUGUCUACAUGACUACUAGGGGUGGUGUUUCCAAAGCUCAGAAAGGUCUGCACUUGAACGAAGAUAUCUACGCAGGUAUGGUCGCCAUGUGCAGAGGUGGUAGAAUUAAGCACUGUGAAUACUACCAGUGUGGUAAGGGAAGAGAUCUUGGUUUUGGUUCUAUCUUGAACUUCACAACCAAAAUUGGUGCUGGAAUGGGUGAACAAAUGCUCUCCAGAGAAUACUACUACUUGGGUACCCAGCUUCCUUUGGACAGAUUCCUUUCUUUCUAUUAUGCUCACUUGGGUUUCCACAUCAACAACUUAUUUAUUCAAUUGUCUCUUCAGUUGUUCAUGUUGACUUUAGUCAACCUGACCUCUCUCUCUCAUGAAUCUAUUCUAUGUCUCUACGACAGAAACAAGCCAAUUACUGACAUUCAAUAUCCGUUGGGAUGUUACCAACUGAUGCCGUCCAUUGACUGGAUUAGACGUUACACAUUGUCGAUUUUCAUUGUUUUCUUCAUUGCCUUUGUUCCAUUGCUUGUUCAAGAAUUGAUCGAGAGAGGUGUGUGGAAGUGUGCCUACAGAUUUGGUAGACACUUCCUGUCUCUUUCUCCAUUGUUCGAGGUGUUCGUCGCUCAAAUCUACUCUUCUUCUCUGUUGAACGAUAUUUGCGUUGGUGGUGCUAGAUACAUCUCCACUGGAAGAGGUUUUGCGACUGCUAGAAUUCCAUUCUCUGUGUUGUACGCCAGAUUUGCCGACUCCACCAUUUACGUUGGUGCUAGAUGUAUGAUUAUGUUGCUGUUCGGAACAGUUGCACACUGGCAAGCUGCUCUUCUUUGGUUCUGGAUUUCCAUUGUUGCCUUAAUGUUUUCUCCAUUCGUGUUCAACCCACAUCAAUUCUCCUGGGAGGACUACUUUAUUGACUACAGAGACUUCAUCAGAUGGUUGUCCAGAGGUAAUACCAAAUGGCACAGAAACUCUUGGAUUGGAUACAUUAGAUUGACUAGAUCUAGAGUGACCGGUUUCAAGAGAAAGGUCAUCGGUGAUGACUCCGAGAAGGCUGCUGGUGAUGCUGCAAGAGCUCACAGAUCCAACGUCUUUUUCUCUGAUACUUUGCCAUGUCUGAUCUACACUGCGGGUUGUUUCGUUGCUUACACUUUCAUGAACGCUCAAACCGGUGUGGUUGAUGCCGAGCCAGUUAACUCUGUGUUGAGAUUGGUCAUUUGCUCGUUGGCCCCAAUUGUCAUUGACAUUGGUGUCUUGUUUGGUUGUUUGGGUUUGUCUUGCUGUGCAGGUCCAAUGCUUGGAUUGUGCUGCAAGAAGACAGGUGCUGUCAUGGCUGCCGUUUCUCACGGAAUUGCAGUUGUGGUCAAUCUUGUCUUCUUCAUUGUCAUGUGGGUUUUGGAAGGAUUCCACUUUGGCAGAAUGCUGAUCGGAUUGAUCACCAUGAUCUAUGUCCAAAGAUUGAUCUUCAAAUUUAUGACUUUGUUGUUCUUGACUAGAGAGUUCAAGAGCGACCACGCCAACGUCGCCUUCUGGACUGGAAAGUGGUACGGUUCUGGACUCGGAUGGUCAGCAUGGACUCAGCCAUCUAGAGAGUUCUGCGCUAAGAUCAUUGAGAUGUCUCACUUUGCUGGUGAUUUUGUUUUGGGACAUGUGAUUUUGUUCUUACAAUUCCCAAUUCUCUGCAUUCCUCUGAUCGAUAGAUGGCACUCUUUGAUGCUCUUCUGGUUGAAGCCAAGCAGACAGAUCAGACCGCCAAUCUACUCUCUCAAACAAGCUAGAUUGAGAAAGAGAAUGGUGAGAAAAUACUCUGUCUUGUACUUUGGUAUUUUCAUCAUCUUCAUUGUUUUGAUUGCUGCACCAGCCGCAGUUGGAUCUUUGAAGACUGUCGAUAUCGAGAAACAAAUUGGAACCUUGCCGGAGUUUGCUGAUGGCCUGUUCCAACCAAGACACCAGGACAACAACGACACCGGAUUCGGCACCAGUGGAUUAACUCACCACUGGACAACCACCACCUCUUUGGCCACCUGGUCUACCAAAGCAUGA
This is a messenger RNA of Ogataea parapolymorpha DL-1, 5649 nucleotides long. Its product is annotated as 1,3-beta-glucan synthase component GSC2. The coding region runs from base 1 to 5649 and encodes 1882 amino acids. Lineage: Eukaryota; Fungi; Ascomycota; Pichiomycetes; Pichiales; Pichiaceae. Gene Ontology annotation, biological process: fungal-type cell wall polysaccharide biosynthetic process; (1->3)-beta-D-glucan biosynthetic process. The record is from RefSeq and is a predicted model, not a curated record. Gene Ontology annotation, molecular function: 1,3-beta-D-glucan synthase activity. The transcript has a single exon. Gene Ontology annotation, cellular component: plasma membrane; 1,3-beta-D-glucan synthase complex.